AUGUCUGGCGAUGAAGAAGGAGCAUCAAAUAAUGAAUUACUUUUAGUUGCAGCUAAACAAGAUUCUGAAGAGAUUUUGGAUGAGAUAUUUUCUGAAUCUAGUACAUACGAUAUUAAUUAUAGUGAUGGUAUAGGAAACACGGCACUUCAUUAUGCUUCAAAGUUUGGCUCAUUAAGUGUCAUAGAAAAACUUUUAAAUCAACCAGGAAUUAAAAUUGAUCAAAAGAAUCGAUUAGAGGGAAAUACACCUUUACAUCAAGCUGUAGAAUAUAAAGAUGAUCCUUCAGUAUCAUAUGAAAUUGUUGACCUUGAUAAUCAAGAAUUAAAAAAUCUGCUUCAACAAGCUACUUUGGCUUUACAAAUGGUAUGA
Messenger RNA from Entrophospora sp. SA101, 369 nucleotides. The record is from the annotation of a GenBank genome assembly. Lineage: Eukaryota; Fungi; Glomeromycota; Glomeromycetes; Entrophosporales; Entrophosporaceae.